This is a messenger RNA of Dacryopinax primogenitus, 1313 nucleotides long. Its product is annotated as RNA polymerase I associated factor A49-like protein. The record is from RefSeq and is a predicted model, not a curated record. Gene Ontology annotation, molecular function: DNA binding. The coding region runs from base 10 to 1242 and encodes 410 amino acids. Gene Ontology annotation, biological process: transcription elongation by RNA polymerase I; RNA polymerase I preinitiation complex assembly; nucleolar large rRNA transcription by RNA polymerase I. The transcript is spliced from 8 exons. Gene Ontology annotation, cellular component: RNA polymerase I complex. Lineage: Eukaryota; Fungi; Basidiomycota; Dacrymycetes; Dacrymycetales; Dacrymycetaceae.
AACACAGAGAUGGUGUCCGUGGUGAAUGCUAAUAGUUCAACGCAUUCGCGGGGGGCUAUAGUCGGGAGCUUCCCCGCGCUGGUGCCGGCAUCAUCCACCACUUUCAAAUGUUAUCACGAACCCGCAUCUCAUGAAUCUCGGGCUGUGGCUGCAUCGAGUGAGAAAAGUAUCCUCUUUGGAAGGAGCACCGAAAUCGACUUUCUCAGCGUAAAUCAAGAUGCAGCUGCGAUUAACUCAGGCUCCUUCUCUGAGUAUAUGGUGGCAGUCUACGACCAGCCGGCCAACAAACUCGUUAUACAACCAGCACCUCUCUACAUAAUGUCUCGCGAGGUAAAGCAGAAGCAGGUGUCGACUAUUGAUCGUAGCAUCGGACGAAGAGUACAAGCCAGAAAUGCGCUCGGGCAGACCUUUGGCUCCAAGAGGUCAAAGGCUGCAAUUCAGGCGGCAGAACGAAAUCGGGUCGACGUCGCAGCUAUGAAGGGCAUUGCUCACCACUUGCAGGAGGAUAUCAGGAUGAAUACUAGAGCCCUGCCGAACAUCAGUGAACAAGAAGCGAUUUACCACAAUCGACCUGGACCAUCCCCAAACAUGGAGGCGAAUGACCCUGCUGGGGUCUAUUCUAUAAAUAGUGUUGUCCCCGAUUCUGAGUUGAAGGCGUGUCCCACGCGAGAACUGGUAGCUGCUCAGAGCAAUGACGAAAGGACCAAUAUUCUUCCUUACAACCGUUCAACAUGGAUUAAUCAACGCCUUAUCCUUGCUGGUCAAGAAAGUAAGAUCAGCAAGUUGCAUUUACGACUCCUGUUCCAUAUAUCCUGUAUGCUCUGCUUCAGGCAGGCAACGAUGAAUGGUGGUGACAUGGACAAGAUGAAUGGAAGGAUGUCUCGUAUUCCUUCUUUAGUUCAGGAAGGCCUGCGCGCCAGAUAUUCGGAACCAUCGCGCCUCUCUAAAACGAGUCGAGUUACAUCCGAGAUGGACGUCAAACUUCUGGCGCACAUGUUCGUGUUAUGCCUAAUUGUGGACAAUUUUGCCGCUGACGUCGGCACGCUUGCAAGCGACUUGCACCUGCCACCAGCUAGGGUGAUGAAGAUUUUCCGUGCAAUCGGAUGCAAAGUGGAAAUUCCGAAUGUGGACGACAGAACUCGCCUGGGUCUCCCCAAGGAAGCCCACUUAGCCCGAAGGGCAUUCCUGAGGGUUCCACUUGAUUUCCCGAAGCCCCGACGAGGCCGGACUCAGCGAGCGUAAACACCUGGAACCAUCCCCCACCUUCGUUCGCCUUUCCUGCGUAUUGAUCCAUAUGCUCAAUUACAUACCCG